AUGGCGUUCGGCAGCCUCGAAGAUAGGGCAGAACCACUGAAGAUCAGGAGAUAUUCUUCUAAAGACGAUGUCAGUCUUAUCAAGUUGAACGCCCCCGUUACCUUUAACGAUGGAGUACAGCCAGCUUGCUUGCCGACGCUUGGCUGGAAAUUGCAACCUGGUACUGUUUGCUACGUCACAGGUUGGGGGCAGAGUAGAGGAUCUGGUGGAGCAGAGUUCUUGAAGCAGUCCGAUCAAAUGGUGCAGGCUAGAGAAAACUGCAGGGUUAACGAGAAUACUCAAAUAUGUGUGGCGAAGUAUCAAAGUUCACCUUGCCAUGGUGACAGCGGUGGACCUCUUUCAUGCCCAGUCGGAGGAAAAUGGUACGUGUUUGGAGCUGCCAGCUCGGUCACGACGUCUAACUUCAUGACUGGUUUGUGUACGGGCCCAGGUGCUAAAACCAUAUAUGCAAACAUUGCUGAUAAGGCAGAAUGGAUAAGAACCAUGAUUGAUAGAUACAGCUGA
Molecule: messenger RNA, 504 nt
Organism: Stegodyphus dumicola
Lineage: Eukaryota; Metazoa; Arthropoda; Arachnida; Araneae; Eresidae
Product: chymotrypsin A-like
Biological process (GO): proteolysis
Molecular function (GO): protein binding; serine-type endopeptidase activity
Source: RefSeq, a predicted model, not a curated record